CCAAGCGCGCAGGCGCCGUGCGGCCAAGGCGAUCAUGCGGUCCGUGGACAAAAGACUCCGGAGGAUCGGCGGCGGGUAGGAGCGGGGAUCCGGGCGCGGGAUCAGUCAGCACCGAGGCCCCGGCCUGAGGAGCGGCCCCCGGCUGCGGGGAGAAUCGGUGCGGUCCCCGGCGGCGUGAGCGCAUCGAAUGCACGGUGACGGAUGUUCUGAAGGAGGGUCUCGACCCGAAACGUCGCCAAUUCCUUCGCCCAAUAAAAUGCACCUCCAGCAUGUUGUGUCUACCGUCGAUUUUACCGGCAUCUGCAGUUCUUUCUUAAACGGUGACGGAUAGACCGGUUUCUCGCUCCCGGGGGCUUGUGGGCAAAGAGGCGGCCAUUGCUUCAUUGCCGAACCGCAGAGCGUUUUUUGGAGCGCAAAGCUGGAUCUCCCUGCUCACUGGAGACUGGUCAGUAGAUGUAAGUCAGUAGAUGUAAGAAAAUGCACAAAGCGUUGGAGUAAUGCAGCCGGUCGGACGACCCUGGCGGCGUGAAUUCAUCGAAUGCACGGAUUGACCGGUGAGAGGAAGGGUCCGACCCGAACAAUCACCUAUUCAUGUUCUCCAGGGAUGCUGCCUGACCCGUUGCGUAAAUCCUGCACUUGGUGACUUUGUUUGGUAAACAAGCAUCUGCCGUUCUUUGUUCUCCCUAAAGACUCCGGAGGGUCGGCGGAUAAGACAUGCAGAGUAUUUGUGAACCAAAAUCUCAAGUUUGUUCAGCUGAACAGCACCUCAACGCGUGGGAGGGAUUGAUUGUGUCAGCUGAGCCGACGAGGGCCAGCAUGGAGAAAUUGUUCACCACGUCUGAGGCAGGGCAGGGAUUCAGCCAAUCUUCCCACCUGGUGACUCUCCACCAAGAUCACGCUGUGAGUAAACCAUUUGCCUGUCCAGAUUGUGGGAAGGGAUUCACUCAAUCCUGGCACCUGAAGAGACACCAGCGGCUUCACACUGGAGAGAGACCAUUCACCUGCUCGGAGUGCGGGAAGGGAUUCACUAAUUCAUCUGCAUUGUUGAGACACCAGAUGAUCCACACAGGUGAUAGGCCGUACACCUGCCCUGUGUGUAACAAGGGAUUCCUUCAUUCGGUGGCAUUAGUGAACCACCAGAGAAUUCACACUGGGGAGAGGCCAUUCGCCUGUUCUGAUUGUGGGAAAGGAUUCGCUCAAUCAACUGCAUUAAUGGCACACCAGAAGAUUCACACCGGCGAGAGGCCAUUCACUUGUUCUGUGUGCGGGAAGGGAUUCAUUCAAACAAGUAACCUGAAGAGGCACCUGCUACUUCACACUGGGGAGAGGCCAUUCACCUGUUCUCAGUGUGGGAAGGGAUUUACUCAUUCAUCUGCGUUGUUAAGACACCAGAUGGUUCACACCGGAGAGAGGCCACACACCUGCUCUGUGUGUAGCAAGCGAUUCUUUCAUUCAGUUGCAUUAGCGAACCACCAGAGAACUCACACUGGAGAGAGGCCAUUCACCUGCUCUUAUUGUGGCAAGCGAUUCACUCAGUCGACCAGCAUGAUAACACAUCAGAGAAUUCACACCGGAGAGAAGCCGUUCACCUGCUCUGAGUGUGGGAAAGGAUUUGGACGAUCUUACACCCUGAAGACCCACCAGCGAGUUCACGCUGUGGAGCAACCAUUUGCUUCUCCCAACUGUGGAUAGCGUUUCACUGAUGAAUGUAAACUGGUGAAACACCAGAUAUUUAACAAUGGAGCCAUGGCAUUCACUUGUUUCGUGUGUGCGAAGGGUUCCACUUGAUUAUUUGAGAUAUUGACAAACCAACUCGUUUACAUGGUGAGAGUGGGGGAGGUGGGUAGUCAUAGAACGAUACAGAGUGGAAACAUGCCCUUAACCUGACUCGCCCUCACCAGCCAACAUGUCCCAGCUACAUUAGUCCCACCUGCCUGCGUUUGGUCCAUAUCCCUCCCAACCUGUCCUAUCCAUGUAUCUGUCUAACAGUUUCUGAUUACGUUGGGAUAGUCCCAGCCUCAACUACCUCCUCUGGCAGCUUGUUCCAUACACCCACCACCCUUUGUGUGAAUAAGUUAUCCCUCAGAUUCCUAUUAAACAUUUUCCCCUUCACCUAAACCGAUAUCCUCUGGUCCUCGAUUCACCUAAACCGGGCAAGAGACUCUGUACUUUUACCCAAUCUAUUCCUCUCAUGAUUUUAUACAUGGAGGGGCAGUAAAAAUACGUUUCUGGUUUGGUGUUUAACCUUCGUAGUUUCUGAAUCCAGCUGUAAGUCCACAGAGUGUUCGACUCUGAAGUUACUGCCAAUAUUCAUCACAUCCAGGACCAAAUCUUGGUCACCGGGCACAUUUUGGGCAUGUUCUGCUGUUGUUAGUAAUUCAUUUAACUGCUGUGAUUUAAUAUCUUGGAUCUGUGACAAAUAAAUGAGUUAUGUUGUGAAA
Molecule: messenger RNA, 2441 nt
Organism: Leucoraja erinaceus (little skate)
Lineage: Eukaryota; Metazoa; Chordata; Chondrichthyes; Rajiformes; Rajidae
Product: gastrula zinc finger protein XlCGF8.2DB-like
Exons: 2
Coding region: 715-1692 (325 amino acids)
Biological process (GO): regulation of transcription by RNA polymerase II
Cellular component (GO): nucleus
Molecular function (GO): DNA-binding transcription factor activity, RNA polymerase II-specific; RNA polymerase II cis-regulatory region sequence-specific DNA binding
Source: RefSeq, a predicted model, not a curated record